This is a messenger RNA of Strongylocentrotus purpuratus (purple sea urchin), 10042 nucleotides long. RefSeq names its product lysine-specific demethylase 5A (gene kdm5a). Gene Ontology annotation, biological process: chromatin remodeling. Lineage: Eukaryota; Metazoa; Echinodermata; Echinoidea; Camarodonta; Strongylocentrotidae. The coding region runs from base 162 to 7037 and encodes 2291 amino acids. The record is from RefSeq and is a predicted model, not a curated record. The transcript is spliced from 29 exons. Gene Ontology annotation, molecular function: DNA binding; histone demethylase activity. Gene Ontology annotation, cellular component: nucleus.
UCGAUAUCUCGUAACAUGUGGAUAUCGAUGAGAGCCGAUCCACGUAAUGUUUUCAACUGGGUAUCACGCAGAAAUCCUCUUAAAACAUGUGAAAAAAUCUCUUUAGAACGAGUAAUCAGUGGUGUGACUUUUAUUCAGAGGAUCUUUUUGGAAUUAUAACUAUGGACAACGACCAGAUUUUUACUCCUCCUCCGGAGGCUCCAGUUUUUGAGCCAUCGGAGGAAGAUUUCUCAGACCCCCUCGCUUACAUUGCCAAGAUACGGCCUAUCGCGGAGAAAACUGGCAUCUGUAAAAUCAGACCCCCACCGGACUGGCAACCCCCAUUUGCUGUUGACGUUGAAAAUUUUAGAUUCACACCACGUAUACAAAGACUGAAUGAACUUGAGGCUAAGACAAGAAUAAAGCUUAACUUCUUGGACAGCAUCGCCAAGUUUUGGGAGCUGCAGGGUUGCAGGCUGAAAAUACCCAAUGUGUGUGGCAAAUGCUUAGACUUGUACAAUUUGAGCAAGAUUGUUCAAGAUGAAUGUGGAUUCGAGAUAGUGUGCAGAGAAAGAAAGUGGAGCAGGGUUGCAAAUAGGCUUCACUACCCUCCGGGUAAAGGUGUUGGAAGUCAACUCCUGAAGCAUUACGAGAGGAUACUCUGGCCUUACGAUGUCUUCCAUUCUGGAGCGUCCUUUGACCAACCAGUGCAACCACUACCAGAAGGUGAUGCAAAGGACAAGGACUAUGUACCUCACGGGAUUCCUUCCAGACAGGCCAUCAAACCACCUUCUACAGGGGGAUACAGUCGCAGGGUCAAGAGACAAGCACCCGAGUGUUCCCUACUGUCUCGUACCCCACAGGAACCCCUGACAGUGGACAUCAGUAACAACCCGGAGCUGAAGAAGCUCCAGCUCUUCGGUCCUGGACCAAAGUUUGCUGGACUGGGCCUUGUGGCCCAGCCAGGAGAGAAGAAAGGUAGUUUUGACGAAAUCCCCAUGAUGAUGAGCCCCGAAAGAAAUGGUUUAGAUGGAUCCUGGGCCAAGCUAGAUCGUCAGUCUAGCACAUCUGAGCAAGACACUAAAGAAUCCAAGGGAACCCCCAAGAAGACUCCCAAGUCCUCUCCAAGAAAGACCGCGCACGAUCUGGCUGCUGCUAGCUCCAAUAUGCAGAUGAGGGCUAGGACAGGCGUCAGUCUGAUUGAGAUGUACAUGUGUCACACAUGUGGGCGUGGCGAUGUCGAGGACUGUCUCCUUCUCUGUGAUGGGUGUGAUGAUAGCUUCCACACAUUCUGUCUUAUCCCUCCUCUACCAGAGGUCCCUAAAGGAGACUGGAGAUGCCCUUCCUGUGUUGCCAAGGGUCUGAGUAAACCCCAGGAUCCCUUCGGUUUUGAGACAGCUCGCAAAGAAUACUCUCUGCAGACAUUUGGAGAGAAGGCUGACCAGUUCAAGAAAGAUUUCUUCUCCAUGCCAGUCCAUAUGGUUCCACCUGAGCAGAUUGAGAAGGAAUUCUGGAGAUUGGUGCAGUCUGUAGAGGAUGAUGUGUUGGUAGAGUAUGGGGCUGAUAUCCAUACCCUUACCCAAGGCAGCGGUUUCCCUACCAAGAAGAGCAAGGUGGUUGCUCCUGAAGACCAGGAGUACAUCACUUCCCCGUGGAAUCUGAACAACCUGCCCGUCCAAGAUGAAUCGGUCUUAUGCCACAUCAAUGCUGACAUCUCUGGCAUGAAGGUACCCUGGAUCUAUGUGGGUAUGUGCUUCUCAUCCUUCUGCUGGCAUAAUGAAGAUCACUGGAGUUAUUCUAUCAACUAUCUCCACUGGGGUGAGCCAAAGACAUGGUACGGAGUACCCGGGAGUGCAGCGGAGCUAUUUGAGAGUGCAAUGAAACGCCAAGCCCCUGAGUUGUUUGAUGCUCAGCCUGAUCUACUCCAUCAGCUGGUCACUAUCAUGUCGCCUACCGUACUCAUGAAUCACGGAGUCCCUAUUGUGAGGACCAACCAGUGUGCUGGAGAGUUUGUGGUGACGUUCCCUAGAGCCUAUCAUGCAGGCUUCAACCAAGGAUACAACUUUGCUGAAGCUGUCAACUUCUGCCCUGCAGAUUGGCUUCCAAUGGGCAGGGCGUGCAUCGACUACUACCGCUCCUUGCAGCGCGUGUGUGUGUUCUCACACGAGGAGCUGGUGUGUAAGAUGGCAGCAGACCCAGAGAGCCUGGACCUGAGCAUGGCUGCGGCAGUGUACAAGGAGAUGCUCCACAUCGUCAAUGAGGAGAAGAGAUGCAGGAAGGCGCUGUUGGAAAGAGGUAUCACUGAGGCAGAGCGUGAGGCCUUUGAGCUGCUGCCUGACGAUGAGAGACAGUGCGAGAGCUGUAAGACUACAUGCUUCCUCUCAGCCAUCACAUGCCCGUGCACUCCUAACAAGCUGGUCUGCAUACACCAUGUGGACAAACUGUGUGACUGCCUAUCUUCCAGGCACUGUCUCAGAUAUCGAUACACCCUGGAUGAACUGCCAGCAAUGUUGCAUAACCUGAAAAUCCGAGCAGAAUCCUUUGACAACUGGGCGAACAAGGUCAAGAAUGCCCUUGAAGCGUCCCAGGAUUCCAAACUAGACAUGCCCCAGUUGAAGGAGAUGAUUGAGGAGGCUGAUGAGAAGCAUUUCCCUGACAAUGAGCUGCUCCAGCAGUUGAUGAAUGCUGUGGCAGAGGCCGAGAGAUGUGCCAGUGUUGCCCUACAGCUCGUCAACAAGAAACACAGGACAAGAAGCAAGAGCAAUGUGGACUCUAAGUUUGUGACCAAGCUGAACUAUGAGGAACUCACAGACUUCAUGGAACAGGUCCAGAGUCUGCCUUGUGACAUCCGUGAGGCUGAACUCGUCCAGAAACUUGUAGAUGAGGUUGAGAAGUUCCGUUCUGAAGCCCAGGAUGCUCUAUCCGAUGCCAUCCCAAACUCUGAUAAACUCAAGAGACUUCUUGAAGCUGGUGCUGCACUGGACAUAGAGCUUCCAGAGAUUCCUAAACUAAAACUGGAGCUUCACCAAGCUAGAUGGCUUGAUGAUGUACGUGCUACCCUUGCCCUACCUACCAGCGUCACCCUUGAGACCCUACGCAAGCUGAUAGACUCCGGUGUGAGUCUAGCUCCACACCAAGCCAUUGAGAAGGCAAUGGCUGAGCUCCAAGAACUCUUGACUGUCAGUGAGAGAUGGGAAGAGAAAGCUAAGCUCUGUUUGGUUGCAAAGCCGAGACAUGCCAUCGCUACUCUAGAGGCAAUCAUCAACGAGGCACGCAACAUCCCUGUUCACCUUCCCAACACAAUAUCUCUCAAGGAAGCACUCAAGAAGGCUAAAGACUGGAGCAAGCAGAUUGAAGAAAUACAGAGUGGUGAACACUUCCCCUACCUGGAUGUCCUGGAGUGCAUGGUGGUCCAUGGUCGUUCCAUCCCAGUGCGCCUUGAACAGCUAGCCCAAGUAGAGUCCCAGGUGGCUGCAGCCAGGGCCUGGAGGGACAGAGCAGGACGUACCUUUCUCAAGAAGAACUCCUCCUACACUCUCCUAGAGGUGCUGUCUCCGAGAGCAGAUAUCGGUCAGUACCUGUCAGGGAAGGCCAGGCGCAAGAAACAGAAGGACAUGGAGAGGUUGAAGGAGCAGGAGAAGGAGUAUGCAACGGAUGUGGACAUUGAUAGCAGUACCAGUGGAUCUAGGGACCCAGCCACCUUUAUGGCAUCUUACAAGAAUGCUGAGAUUGAAGAGCUGGAUGCAAUCAACACCUUAAGAGACAAGAAUCGUCGCAAACAACAGCUUGAGGAGGAUGGUGUAGAGCAGGGCAAGUACUGUGUGUGUCGUAAGCCAGUCAGUGGCUUCAUGCUUCAGUGUGAACUGUGUAAGGACUGGUUCCACACAACCUGUGUUCCCUUGCCAAAGGCAUCCAACAAGUCAAAGUUUUCCAACGGUCUUGGUGGAAGUAAUGUUUCCACCUCUAGUGGUGUCCAGAACAUCAAGGAUGUCAAGUUUCUCUGUCCAAUGUGCUUGAGAUCACGCAGGCCUCGCCUAGAGACUAUCUUAUCACUUCUGGUGUCUCUUCAGAAGCUUCCUGUGAGAUUGCCUGAGGGAGAAGCCCUCCAGAGACUGACAGAACAUGCCAUGAACUGGCAGGACCGUGCCAAGCAAGCACUAGCAACAGAUGAACUCUCAGAUGCCCUCACUAGGCUCUCCUCCAUGAGCCAAAAAAUGAUGGAGCAGGCAGCCAAAGCCAAGACAGAACGCAUCAUCUCAGCAGAGCUCAAGAAAGCAGCCAGGAAGCCAGAGCUUCAGGAGCGUGUGGAAAGCAUCACAGCAAUGGUUGCUGAAUCAAGUAACGGUGUCCACCAUGACUCCAUCCUACAUGGUAUGCCACCCGUUCCUACAAAGUCUGAGGGGAUGAGGCGAGAUGAGGAGGAAGAACAGGUUGACAUGGACAUGGGUGUAUCUAUCACUAUGGAUGUGUCCUCUGAUGAUGUAGGGGUUGAUGUUCCGUCUGUGAUGUCCAGUGGAAUGGACACAGGCUUUGCAUCAGAACAUGCUUACAGUGCAGCCUCCAAACCAGCACCUUCUCAGCCCUCCAAGAAGCACCCCAGAAAGACCCCCUUGAUUCCUCGUACUAUGGACCCAACAUCUCCGCCACCCCCCUUGGGUUCCUCCACUGGCUCCCAAUCUUCAGCCACUCUGGAGCUGUCUCUCUAUGCUAGGGCUCAGCUAGAGGAUCUGAUGGUAGAGGGGGACCUGCUAGAAGUCUCCUUGGAUGACACUCAGCAGCUAUGGCGUGUCCUACAGGCAUGCCAACCGGUCCAGCAGGAACGCUUCAUGGAACACAUUCUGGAGCAAAUGCCACCUGAAAGCCUGGAGAAACUCAAGGUCAAAUCGGAGGCCAAGGAGAAGAAGAAGAUGAAACUGAAACGCAAGAAGGAAGACAUAGAGAUCAUGUCAGCUGAAAUGAAACUGGAGAAGAAGAAAAAGAAGAAAGAGAAGAAGGAGAAGGAACUGGUUCCCCCCGGGUCUGCUCCCUUGACACCCCAGAAGAAAUUAGGAGAGAAGGUGAAGAAAGAGGGCAAGGAGAACAAAGAGAAACAGAAGAAGAAAAUGAAGAGGAAGAAGGGUGAGAAGCUGUUAGGUCCAGGUAACCUGCCUAUCAAGAAGGAGGACACUAAGGAUGAGCUCAUAGUCAAUGUUGAUGGAGAUGAAGAUGAAGAUGAUGAAGUGUGCUCUGCUAAGAAGUGUCUGAGACCCCUGGGUGAUGAUAUCAACUGGGUGCAGUGUGAUUGCUGUGAAAAGUGGUAUCAUCUGCUCUGCAUCGGUAUGAAGCAACAACCAGAUGAAGAUGAAGACUUUGUCUGCAGAAUAUGUAUUAAGAAGCGUGCACUCCAGAAGGCAGGUGGACAGAAACCAAAGCAGAGGACUGACAGUACUAGCCCAAGCCCAGUUACUACCCCUAUCAAACAGACCAUGACGUCAACAGCCUCUCAAGAAAUCAUCACUAAGACUGUUGCCAUGACACAAGGAGUGGUCAAGGUACACUCUUCAGGUAGAUCCAGUGGCAGGAGCUCCCCUGCCACAGUGUCCAGUGGACGAAACUCUCCUACACUUGUACCGAAGAAGGAAGAGGCACAAGGGACAUCUGGUAGGAGUUCUCCAGCUCUGUCCACUAGCGGACGUAAAACACCAUCAGCCAUGUCCCUUGGUAGGAAUUCUCCUCUCACGCUAAGCACUGGAAGAAGUUCCCCUGCAACAGUAACCAUGCAUGCAGCCACUGGUAGGAAGUCACCAGCCCUUACUUUGGCAGACAGGAAAUCACCUCUGAUCUUCACCAGUAAGAGCGAAAUGACCAAAGAUGGUCCAACCGAGUUAGAUAUAACUUCUCAAUCUGCAAUGUCAGUGCAGAAAGCUGUGGAAAGCAUCCUCCCUAUGGACAAAGAUACAGAGAAUAAGAUGGUGUGUGAAGAAAAUGAUCAGGUUCUGGUUCAGAAGCAGAGUGUAAAACUUGAGGUUGUCACAAAACCAAGCUCUGAAAUCACUGAAGUGAAGCCCAGCCCACAUGCUGUUGUUGUUCCACUCAUCACAUCGAAACCUUCAGAUGAAGGAUCUGAAACCCAGAAAGAAGACUCUGCGGCCUCUGCAAAGAUAAUAGAUCCACAAGAGCCUAUGUCAACAAAUGAGCAGCCACAAGCAAGUGUAGCAUCAUCCCAAAUGCUGUGUGAAAGUGUACAAUCGGAGGCGAGUGUCACUGUUGUAAAGUCAGAAACUGUUGCAGCGGCAUCCUUGCUGGAGAUAGGCCAAGAAGUUAGUGAAGCCAUCCAAGAUCCCUCGACUACUGAAGAUCCAAAAUGUGAGAACACUGUGCCAGACGGUACAAGUAUCCAUAUGUCACAAUCAGAUGAUUUAAAGGACACUUCUGAAUCUAAAAAUGAUAUGGAACCCAUGCCUGUAGAUGCUGUCACAUCAAACGAAGAAGUGGAAACCAAGGCAUCUGAAAUUCCAGAUUCCGAGAGGAAGGUCGAUCCAAAACCACUCUCUCCAUCAAGUGAGCAAAUGGAAGUGCAGCUUGCCAUAGAAGCAUGUCAGAACUCUGGCACAGAAAGUGAGCAACCUCCAGAUGAUGUUAAAGUAGCAGUAGAAUCUGAGAACUUGCCAGAAGAACCUAUUCAGCCGACUGAUUCACAGUCCUCCUCCGAAAGCAAUGAGAAUGAAGUGCCACCUGCAGUAUCGGAUGAUACACUAGUAGCACAGCCUUCAUCACCACCAACUCUCAUCAAAGAACCUGAGAGUAAUUUACCAGAUACAGUUGAGACUCUUGAACCACCACUUGUAGAACCAGUUGAACUUGAACCAAUUGCCACUCAGUGUGCCUCUUCAAAGGCACCUGAUGCUCCUGCACUGAUCCAGGAAGAAGAAGACAAGACUCCUCCAAGUGAACCAUCGGAGCCAAUGGAGGUCACAGAGUCACUAGAUAGUGAACCAAGGCAAGAGUCUGAAGGCACAGGGGAGACAUUCCCAGAGAGAGUAUGUGAUGUGAGUGAUGAGCAAAUGGAGUCAUCAUGAGAGAAGCUGGAGUAUUUCAGAUGAUCAGGGGGGCGUUUCACAAAGCCUUUUUUUAAUGACAAAAGACAAAAAUCAGUGACAAGUCUGCUGAUAACCAAUCAGAAGCAAGGAUUUCAGUAGCUUAUAACAAAAACUGUCAUCUGUCACUGAUGACAAGUUUUGUGAAACGCCCCCCAGAUGAUCAGAACUGAGUAUAGACAUCAUGAAAAGUAGAUGGCAAAGACUUAAUGUCAUGUAAUCAUGACAGAUCUAAUUCAUUACUACAGUUCUUAUAGCAAAAUAGAAAGAUGUGUUUCACAAUAAAUUUAGUCAUCCAUUUCCCAAACGAUUUCCACAUGUUCCGUUACUUCAUUGUUUAUACUGCAACUUAAGAAAGUUACUUUUCACUUUUUAAAAAAGUGAGGUAGGGCAAGUGGAAAGACAUGUACUAAUCAAAUACAGAUAGGUCAUACUCUGUGAUUCUAAAUUUGUUAGCAAAUGAUGGUUUACUAUCUUUUUAUAUCACAAAAACAUGUGUUGAUGUUUUUUUAACUGAUGGUUGUGAUUUCUGUCGUUUGAUUUCUUGGAUGACUAAGUUCUGUUUUUGCACAGUUUGACAACAUGUCAUCGAGGGAUAUUAGAAGGUAGAAAAGAUAUAGGCUUUCGAUACAGUAUACAAUGUUAACAAGAGGAGAUCUUGUGUGUAAUUAUUAGCACAUGUACAUGAAAUUAAGUAUUUGCAAAGCUUUAUAAACAUACUCGGAGCAAAAAACUACAGAAAAUGUGAAAUUUCACUUAGACUUCAUGUAAUGUAGUAUGUAUAUGACAUAAAGAAGUUCACAUUCAUUUACCAUGUAAUGACUAUAUACAAAUUGAUUACUGUUGCAGGUUGUUUACGUACAGACAUUACAUAAUGUUGACUCAAUCUACUCAAUGAAUAACAUUACAUACUAGCCUCAGCCACAGUGAUACUCACAAUAUUUCAGCAACAAACUGGAACCAUACAAACCAUGUUACACUGCAAACGUCUACCUCUUGAGUCGCUUAUGUUGGCUUCAUAACCCAUUCAAAUUCUUUGUGUUUGAAACCGGUGCAUGAUUUCUUUAAAUUCAUUUUGUAUCUUGUUUCUGUUCCUGUUUCUUAAACAAGAGGUUCAAAUAUUCAAUUUGAUUGUUCAUCUUGUAAAUAUGUAUCAUGUUGUCAUGGAAAUGCAUUCAUUUUCUUGAGUUGAUAAUUGUAUAUUAUUGUGCUUGCACAGUGAAAUAUGUGGCAGUGCACAUGCUGAAUGUGUUUGAAAUCUUGUCGCAGAAAUUAAUACUAUCUAUCAGAGGCAUAAACGUGUUGACGACAAUCUUAUAAACUAGUGCAUAACAUUCAAAAGAUGUCCGAAUGGAGAGGCAAAAUUUUUGUUUUGAUUUUCACUUUUCCUUCUUGUACAAACAACAAGAGGAAAACAACAACUUGUGGAAGGGCAUAUUCUUUCUUUCUUUGGUCAUGUUAACCGUAUUUGCCUUCAACUAAACAGUGAGCAUGUAGAGAAAAGUUGUAUAUAUAGAAGAAAAAAAAUUCACUUUCAAUGUAUGUUCCACAUAGAAUGCUUCCCAUGAUUGAUUUGUGGUGAGUGAUUAAUAUUUGAUUCAGCUUGGGUUACAAAGCAAGGUUUUGAUCUACAAAAUAUUGAUGUUUAGAUGAUGAUCAAAGUGCAAAAAGUUGAAGACUUUGUACAAAUACAGGUACAUUAAUGAUGUAACAAUAACAUAGAUUGACAAAUCACCUAUCCUUGACUGUCUCGUGAUGUAAAUUGAUUUUCCUUGUACUUUGCAAAUUGUGAAAUAUUUAAUGAAUCAUGCAUGUAUUUAAGCGAGACAAAAUGGUGUCUCUUUCUAAACAAUCAUCUUUUUUUUUCGCUUUUGGGUAAGAACAUCUUCUCUUUGUAUUUCUUCUUUUUGUACAAUCUUGUUUAUACAUGUACGUGGACAUUUGUAAAUUGGCAUUAGCUCUGAUUGUCCAUCACAAUGAAAGAGGCAUAAAUGAAUACAACAACCGACUUAAGCGAAUGCAACAAUAGAAUAUGGGAAGUUACCAGUCAUAUGGCGAUUGCAGUAAUCAUUUUUGAAAGAAAAUCUAUGUUUUUCAUUUUGAAAAGACGAGCCUGUUUGGAUAUGUAUUUUUUUCCAGUUACUGCAUGCAUUUUAAGAUAGAAGAUGCCCAAGUUGGGCAAUGAGACUUGGAUAUCCCACAGUAAGUUUCUCUAAUGAGUAGUGGUGUAUGUCGUGGAGAGCCCACCGCGAUUAGUUCCCUGCUUUUCGAAAGGUCAUACCAGAAACACCAACUCCCACAGUCAACCUGGCAUGCAGUCACUGGGCUUCUAAUACAUGUAGCAACCCAACAAGUUUAGGCCUUGGGCUUGGUUACAAUUUUCUUUGUUUUCUUUCUGUUCUGUCCUUAGAAUGCUGUAAAUAUAUAUGUGUAUAAAAGAUGUGUUUGAAUCUGAAGGGUAGACGUAGAGGAUCUAGAUCAAAUGAUAUUUGUAUGUUGUAUUUCUCUUGCACUUGGUGAAAAAAUGGGGGAAAGCGAUAAAGACCAAUCAGUAGACAUUUCUGUUGUCUAAUUUAACAUUUCAAAUGUAAAUUAUCUUAAUUCCAAUUGAAGGAAUCAUAUAUCGAGAAGGUCAAUGUUACAACCAUUUCAAUUUUUUUGCUAGAGAAAUAAAGCCUUUGUGCUAUGAAAGCUAAGCUGUGUUUGAAAUUCAAUCAAUGUUUAUCAUAAAACUUGUUAGAUAGACACAUUCAAGAAUGAAUCCCUAUAUCUGAGAACUGUAUAUUGAUAUUUGUUGCCUGACUCUGCUAACGAGGUCAAGGAAGUGCAGCUCAGUACAUGAGCACAUCAUACUUCUCAAAUUAAAUGCUUGCAAAAACAUUUUCCCCCUUUCUCUCUGUUAAUUCCCCCCUCAUUAUUUGUAUCCAAUGUGUUGUAUUAGACUCUGCAAUAAAGAGAGACUUCAAUGGGUACUCAUUAAACCAUUA